GUCAGCUGACAAAAAGCGUUUGUCCUUAAUCUAAAAUCAGACUCCAGUAGGUGACUUCUCAGAUGCUGCUGUCUCGUCCGUCAUAAACUAAUCAAAAUGAAGUUCGCGGUUUUGCUGUUGGUGGUUGCUUCAGUAUGGACGGCCGAUGCUAUUGUUCGAAUUCCCUUGAAAAAGUUCCGAUCCAUAAGGAGGACCCUGACGGACUCAGGCAGGGGGGCGGAGGAUCUGUUGGCUGGCAACCAGAACCUGAAAUACAACCUAGGCUUCCCCUCCAGCAAUAGCCCAACUCCAGAAACCCUGAAGAACUACCUCGAUGCCCAGUACUAUGGAGAGAUUGGACUUGGUACCCCUGUGCAGAAAUUCACUGUCGUGUUUGACACGGGCUCUUCUAACCUGUGGGUUCCCUCUGUCCACUGCUCCCUCACCGAUAUCGCCUGCCUGCUUCAUCACAAGUACAACGGCGGCAAAUCCAGCACGUACGUGAAGAAUGGCACUGCCUUUGCCAUUCAGUAUGGCAGUGGGAGUUUGUCAGGGUACCUGAGUCAAGACACCUGCACGAUUGGGGACAUUGCCGUGCAGAAGCAAGUGUUUGGAGAGGCGAUCAAACAGCCUGGGGUGGCCUUCAUCGCUGCCAAGUUUGACGGUAUCCUGGGCAUGGCGUACCCCCGCAUCUCAGUGGACGGCGUGACGCCCGUCUUUGACAUGAUGAUGCAGCAGAAGAAAGUGGAGAAGAACGUCUUCUCUUUCUAUUUGAACAGAAACCCUGACACUCAGCCUGGGGGGGAACUGUUGCUGGGGGGCACUGACCCCAAGUACUACACCGGAGAUUUCCAGUACAUCAACAUCACCAGACAGGCUUACUGGCAGAUCCACAUGGACGGCAUGGCCAUCGGCAGUCAGCUCUCUCUGUGUAAGGGCGGGUGUGAGGCCAUCGUGGACACAGGCACCUCCCUCAUCACCGGCCCUGCGGCGGAGGUCAAAGCCUUACAGAAGGCCAUCGGAGCGCUGCCCCUCAUCCAGGGAGAGUACAUGGUAGAGUGCAGUAAGGUGCCUUCCCUCCCCACGGUGUCUUUCAUCCUGGGCGGCAAAUCCUACUCACUGACCGGAGAACAGUACAUUCUCAGAGAGAGCCAGGCUGGUAAGGAGAUUUGUCUGAGUGGUUUCAUGGCCCUGGACAUCCCCCCUCCUGCAGGGCCCCUGUGGAUUCUGGGAGAUGUAUUCAUUGGGCAGUACUACACUGAGUUUGAUCGCGAGAACAACAGAGUGGGCUUUGCCAAGGCCAAGUAGAGACAACUUUGCCUUAAGCAAUUCUUUAAAACGUAGAGAAGACAAACAGGGCGUGGAGCGGGGAUAGAAAAAGAUUUUAACAACUCCACAAAAUAUCACGCUCGCUGCUUGGAAAACAGAGUAGCAUUAAAGGUUGUGUUGUGUUUGCACUGUGCUUCCAUAGCUUGUAAAAGUGUUUUAAUUUUAAAAUAGGCUUUGUGAAGUCUAAAUGAAUCAGGGAUCGUCUUAAUUACUACAUGCUCGUGAAGUGUCAGAAAGACUGCAGAUGGUUUUAAUAUUUGUUUUUAAGGUCCGUUGGUUGACUUGUGAAUGACCUUUCAGCCACUGAUGGGUUUUGAUUGCAAAAUUUGCCUUUCAAAAUGUAUCAUUUCAGUGUGUACAAAUCUUAAUUGGACAUAAUAAAGUAAUUUCAAAAACGG
This is a messenger RNA of Chanos chanos (milkfish), 1706 nucleotides long. It is a transcript of the gene ctsd, whose product is annotated as cathepsin D. Bases 97 to 1287 code for a protein of 396 amino acids. The transcript is spliced from 9 exons. Gene Ontology annotation, molecular function: aspartic-type endopeptidase activity. Gene Ontology annotation, cellular component: lysosome. NCBI's taxonomy places the organism in Eukaryota, Metazoa, Chordata, Actinopteri, Gonorynchiformes, Chanidae. Gene Ontology annotation, biological process: proteolysis. The record is from RefSeq and is a predicted model, not a curated record.